Messenger RNA from Lottia gigantea (owl limpet), 429 nucleotides. RefSeq lists its product as hypothetical. Gene Ontology annotation, biological process: positive regulation of protein serine/threonine kinase activity; positive regulation of cell growth; cellular response to starvation. The record is from RefSeq and is a predicted model, not a curated record. The transcript is spliced from 4 exons. Gene Ontology annotation, molecular function: protein-macromolecule adaptor activity; protein binding. The annotation marks the transcript as partial. Gene Ontology annotation, cellular component: cytoplasm; TORC1 complex. NCBI's taxonomy places the organism in Eukaryota, Metazoa, Mollusca, Gastropoda, Lottiidae.
GAAUGGGAACAAGAAACAGGAAUGUUGAUAGCAUCAGGUGAUGUUAGAAUUAUUAGAAUCUGGGAUACACAAAAAGAACUUAAAAUACAGGAUAUUCCCACUGGAGCUGAUAGUUCUGUGACAAGUUUAUCCUGUGAUUCCAGUGGAAGGUCUUUAAUAAUAGCAGGUUGUGGAGAUGGUACCGUCAGAUUAUUUGACAGAAGAUUGGCUGCUCCUGAAUGUCGAGUAAUGACGUUACAAGAACACAGUAGUAUGGUUUGUAAGGUUCAUCUUCAGAAAGGGUCUGAGGGAAAAAUUAUCAGUGCUUGUACUGGAGGGGAUAUAAAAUUUUGGGAUCCGAGAUUUACAGAAUCAGUAAAAGAAUUUCCAGCUCAGUCCAAUUUAACUGCCAUGGAAGCUCAUUGUAGAGCUGAUGUCAUAGCUUGGUAA